This is a messenger RNA of Danio aesculapii, 2011 nucleotides long. RefSeq lists its product as uncharacterized. The coding region runs from base 62 to 793 and encodes 243 amino acids. Gene Ontology annotation, biological process: regulation of transcription by RNA polymerase II. Gene Ontology annotation, cellular component: transcription regulator complex; nucleus. The transcript has 3 exons. The record is from RefSeq and is a predicted model, not a curated record. Lineage: Eukaryota; Metazoa; Chordata; Actinopteri; Cypriniformes; Danionidae. Gene Ontology annotation, molecular function: DNA binding.
UGUGCGUCAUUAUUCUGGAGCGUUCUGAUCGACGCGUCUCUUCAACAACUCAAUAAAGUCAAUGGCCGCGAUGGAGAAAUUAAUCCAGACGGUGUACGCGUUCCCGGUGCUGUACAACGUGUCUCUGCACGAUUACCGAAGCACCGAGCGGAGGGUGAAGGCGUGGAGGGAGGUCGCCGCGUCGGUCGGGCUCCCCGUGGUGGAGUGUAAGCGCAGGUGGAAGACCAUCAGGGACAGAUACAUCCGCGAGAGGAGACUCUGUAAGCUGAAGAAGGAUCUGGGCGGCCGGCGUCUGCAUUACUGGCCCCACAGAGAGAGCCUGGCCUUCCUGGACGCUCACAUCCGCAAGAGGAGGCGUCCCAGUGGAGCCCAGGGGGCGCAGGGGCCUGAGGAGGAGGAGCACAGCAGCGCCGCCCUGCAGGAGGACAAGGAGUGUGUGUCAGAGGAGUGUGUUGGUUCGGGCUCCAGGUUAGCGGUGUCUCCUCUGCCGGUCUCCAUCAUGUCAUCUCCUCCUCCUCAGCUGAAAGCCGUCCCGCAGGUGAGUCCGCUGCUGCUGGCCGCUCUGCCUCCAGGUCUGAAGGUGGCACCAGUCUGCGGUUCGGCCUCGGCUUCAGCCGGCCCUCUGAACGGGCCCCUGGAGGAGCAGCAGAGGGCCGACGGGGCCCUGGAUGAGGACCAGCUGUUUCUGCUCAGUUACGUCCCUGCGCUCAAGAGACUGACGCCACAGAAAAGAGCCGCCGUCAAGAUGCAGAUCCAGCAGAUCAUGUUCAACGCUGAGUUCAAGGAGCCCUGAAGACUGGAGAUUUAGCGCUGUAUUCAGCGUCAGCGUUUACUCUACUGUCUUCACAUCUCAGCUUCAACUUUACUUCAUCAGUCUGUUUACUCUGUUUUACUCUACUGUCUUCACAUCUCAGCUUCAACUUUACUUCAUCAGUCUGUUAUUAAAGAGUUGAAGGAGCCCUGAACAUCAGCACAUUUACUGACGCUUUACUCUGUUUUACUCUACUGUCUUCACAUCUCAGCUUCAACUUUACUUCAUCAGUCUGUUAUUAAAGAGUUGAAGGAGCUCUGAACAUCAGCACAUUUACUGACGCUUUACUCUGUUUUACUCUACUGUCUUCACAUCUCCACAUUAAUGUGUGCUCGCUUUCAUUAGUCUGUUAUUACUCCAGAAGAGUUGAAGGAGCUCUGAAGACUGGAGAUUUACUGCUGUAUUCUCAGUUUAUACUCUACUGUUCACAUCUCAGUGUGUUUACCUUCAUUAUAAUCUUUUAUUCCUGCAGAAGAGCUGGUUCUGUUCAACUUUACACUGUAAGAAUAAAUGAAUCAUGUAAACCAGCUGUUAAAAUAACACACACACACACACACACACGCACACACACUCACACUCACACGCACACGCACACGCACACACACACACACACACACGCACACGCACGCGCACGCAGGACAGAUUCUUACAUGCUUUUGAGUUCAGAACCGUGAUGUCUGCAUAUUUCUCUAUUUAUUCUGCUGUUCUGCUGUUCAUAUCUCAGCUUCAGUCUGUCAUUUCUCUUUUAUUACUGCAGAAGUACUCACUCUCUGGUCAGAUUAAAUGCAACGCAUAAUUUAAACUCUGUUAAAUCACACAUGCAGCUCAUAUUUCUACAUGCAUUAUUAAAUCUCUCACUGCUGAUUGUUACUGAAACCCGAAUGCUCUCUAAUGCUGCACUGGAAUACAUCGUUUGAUAGAGACUGAAUGCUGUUUUUCUUUGUUGAUGUUUUUAUGAACUGUGAACAUUUGGCUGUGAAUACACACAUCAGUAACACUGAUGGAAAAGUGGGAGUUCUGCAUAAAUCUAAAGGUAAAUAAUGUGAAUAUAAUAAUGUCCUAAAGGUAAAGAGCUGGUAGCUUUUCAAAAGUUCACCUAAAAGAUCCAUAUCAGUAUCUUAGAAGUGUGAUUCAGCUUGUAAAUUGGACAUAUUUGCUCCUGAAAGUACAAGUGUUUUUGAACACUUAGAAAAAGUAACA